UUUUUCAGCGUACAAAACUUCGUAAUGCAUUUCAAAAAUUCUUGCAAAAACUGUAUUCUUCUUUUGGAGAUGCAAGCUCUAGAAAUCGGAAAAAAUCAUAAAUUCCAUUCAUGUGCUGAUAUAAAUAUAAUUCAACAAGGAGAUAUCUCUAAUGAAUAUAAUUGCCUAGUGGACAAAGAUUGCCAAAACAAUGGUAAAUGCAUAGAAAAAUCCGAUUCGUUUCUUACAAAAAGCUGUUAUUGUACGAUAGGAUAUUUUGGAAAAAAUUGUGAUCGAAAUUUCUUCUCAAAUGUCAGUUUCUUUAAUAGCGAAAUUGAGAUUAUAAUGGAUUAUGCAACUAAUUCAUGGGUAGCGCUAGGCUGGAAACCUAUGAAUUUGCCAACUUCAUGCAGAUUAUUCCCAAAUUUAGAAUAUGCUAAAUUUGAUGUUGCAAAAAUGCAAAAAAUUCUCAACAAUAUGGCCGUUCAAAAAAUAAUGGAUUUCGUGAGUUUAUUUUUUGAAACAGCUUUAAAUGCACCGUUACAUCCCAUGGACUGUACUGAUAUUGUAGUUGGAUCAAUUAUCGACGGUCGCUUACAAAUUAAUGAUAUUAAUGAUAUACAAGAGAAUCGGUCGACACCACUUGAUGACACUUGGUUUCAUGAUGGAAGAACAAUUAUCACGUUUAGACGACAAAUUGCAGGUACAUAA
Messenger RNA from Dracunculus medinensis (Guinea worm), 690 nucleotides. The record is from the annotation of a GenBank genome assembly. NCBI's taxonomy places the organism in Eukaryota, Metazoa, Nematoda, Chromadorea, Rhabditida, Dracunculidae.